This is a messenger RNA of Panicum virgatum (switchgrass), 540 nucleotides long. Its product is annotated as translation initiation factor IF-2-like. The record is from RefSeq and is a predicted model, not a curated record. The coding region runs from base 1 to 540 and encodes 179 amino acids. Lineage: Eukaryota; Viridiplantae; Streptophyta; Magnoliopsida; Poales; Poaceae. The transcript has a single exon.
AUGGUUUUCGCCUCGACCCCAUCCCCAAAGCCCCGCAACACCAGCCAAGGUGCAAAGAGGGUAAACCGACCACGGCAACCCCACACAGAUCUGGCAUCUCCCGACGAGGAACCGACGAACCCGCGGCCCACCCCGGCGAGCGAGGGCGUCGGCAGCGGGGACGCCGACCCCCACCCGGAGUGGCGCCAGGACGUGGCGGAGGCCAGCCCCCACAACCCAAAGGAGGGCACGGACGGGAGGCAGCGGCCCGCGCCAGUGAAGGGAGCCCAGAUCCGGGCCCCAGCACCUGUCCCCGGCGAAAGGCGGUGGCGGCCGGCGGGCACCGAGGAUGUCGGAAGGUGCGGAGGCAACGCCCCAAGCCGGAGGCGGAGCAGCAGACGACGGCCAGCCCCGCCCGGAGCCCAUGGCGCCGCCGCCCCCGACGACAAGGCCCACCCGGCCAGGAAGGCACAGAUCCGCGGCAUGGGGAGGUGGAUCCGGCGAACGGUGGCCGGAUGCCGGCGCACGGCGGCCGGACCCCAGAGGAAGACGACGACCUAG